AUAAUAAACAAGAAAAAGGAAAGAGCAAGAGGAGAAGAACCAGAUCUUUGCCCUGUGGCGGUCCCGUUGAAAAGCGCAGCCUUUCAUGAGAAGAUGUGGUUAUGGGUCCCACUCUUCAGUGUUUGAAAAACCUAAAAUGUUAUGGAGCAUAUCUUUCAACUUGAUUGAUUUUAUGAAUGAAAUUAUGAAUAUUUAUUUUUUAUAAGAAUCCACAGAUUCCAAAGGCCAACGGCAACCCUUCGUUUCCCUUCCACUUCUCCUCCCUGUCGCUCUUUCCUCAGCUUAUCAUCUAUCCUACCCCUCAUCUCUUUCCACUUCCAUUCACACAUUCAUACACCUCUGCUUUCUCUUUCAUUCACAACUAAAUCUAUUUUGCUUUCUUCAUUUCCUUUUUCUCAAGAUCCAUUUCGUGUUGCCCCUCCUCAGAUUUUGGAAUUUCGUUCAUUCAUGGAUGAGCUUUUUCAUUUCUUCGGACUACGAGUUUACAACGGUUCGUGCUAACCCUCUUCGUUUUUAACUUUAUUCUCAAUCCGGCUUCGUCAAAUUCUGCAGCUUCUCUGAGAAACGAAAAGGAAGACUCCAUCUUUUUGCCUUCUCAACAAUACAUUCUUUUUCGCGUACGCCGCAUCUGGGUAUCGAUAAGAUCGAUCUGUUCUUUGGAAUAUUUAAUCUGAUUGUUCUCUCGUGAUUCUCGACCCGGCUGAAUUCUGUGGGAUUCGUGUGGUCUGUCAAUGGGCGCGUUGGAUGAGGGGCAUUUCAACGCGGAGCUCGAGAAUGGAGUGAAACCUGGAUGCGUUGAGCUUGGUUUUGAGGACGAACCAGAGACCAUAGCUAUUAAGGAUGCUGUGAAAGUUCUUUUACAAGGUUUAGGCGAGGAUGUCAACAGAGAAGGUCUCAAGAAAACCCCUCUUCGCGUUGCCAAAGCACUACGGGAAGGAACAAGAGGUUACAGACAAAAGGUGAAGGACAUUGUUCAAGGUGCUUUAUUCCCUGAGGCAGGGUUAGAUAGUGGAACUGGCUAUGCAGGAGGAGCAGGAGGCCUUGUGGUUGUCCGAGAUCUGGACCUUUUCUCCUAUUGUGAGUCUUGUCUGCUUCCUUUCCAGGUAAAGUGUCAUAUAGGUUAUGUACCUUCUGGUCAGCGGGUUGUGGGAUUAAGCAAGGUUUCCAGGGUGGCCGAUGUGUUUGCAAAAAGACUACAAGACCCACAGCGCUUUGCAAAUGAAGUGUGUUCAGCUCUUCACCAUUCUGUCAGACCGGCAGGAGUUGCUGUAGUACUUCAAUGUUUGCAUUUACAGUUUCCAAACAUAGAAUCAGUGUUUCUCGACUCAAACCAUCAUGGAUGGGUAAAGGUACUGGUUUCUUCAGGUUCAGGGGUUUUCGAAGAAAAAAAUGCCAAUAUUUGGGAUGAUUUUUUGAGUCUUUUGAAGUUCAGAGGCAUAGAUGUGGACAAAAUUCAUACGACAGAUUCUAACAGACAGUGUUGGUGCCCUUCCCAGUUGUCGGCAGCUGCUAAACUCUCCUCCAUGCUUGGAACGCCUAACCCUGCUAUGGAUGCUGCUGUUGCUUCAAUUCUGAGAUCAGUGGGUGAAGAUCCACUAAGGGAAGAGCUUGUUGGGACUCCUAGUCGUUUCUUAAAGUGGUUGAUGAACUUUCAGAACACUAAUUUGGAGAUGAAACUAAAUGGCUUUGCGUGCAAUAAAAUGAAUCUUGUGAAAACCAAUGGUGAAAUCUGCCACAGCAAUGAACAAAUAUAUUCUGAGCUGAACCUGUCCUUCUGGUCACAAUGCGAGCAUCAUUUGCUUCCUUUUCAUGGUGUUGUGCAUAUUGGGUAUUUCUGUGCUGAAGGACUUAAUACCUUUGGAAAAUCUCUUCUACAGUCAAUAGUACAUUUCUAUGGUUUCAAGCUCCAAGUACAGGAAAGGCUAACCAGGCAGAUCGCUGAGACUGCUUCUUCGCUUUUAGGUGGUGAUGUGAUGGUAGUUGUGGAGGCCAGCCACACCUGUAUGAUCUCUAGGGGGAUAGAAAAGUUCGGAAGUAAUACAGCAACCAUUGCAGUCCUGGGUCGAUUUUCAACAGAUGCUGCUGCAAGGGCCAAGUUUCUAGAGAGCAUUCCAAAAAGUACUACUUAAAAACAGGAAUGGUAGUAAAUGUCAAGCUAGUCUUCUUUCUGUUGAAGGAAAUCAUUCUUUUUGCCUUUUUUUGGUGGUUAUUUCAGACUGCAAAGAUGCAGGGAUAACAGGGAUGAGUUCUACAAGUUAAAACAAGCCCAUAACCCAGCCUUUUGGAUAUUGCUGGAGUUAUCUACAUAGGGACGUGGCAGAUUCAUCUUUAACUUUCGGACAUUGCUGGAGUUAGGAUGCGGUAGAUUCAUGUUAACUGGGAAUGGUACCAGAAUUGAUGAUUUGGAGUUCUUUUUUUUCCCUCCCUUAAUUAUUUUACUCUGUAGCGUAAAAACUUUGAGAGAAAAUUUCACGAGCAGCCAUCAUCUGCAUGAUUACGAUACUGUUUUGUAACUUCUUUUACAUUGGCUCUAUAGAUUCAUGAGCAAUUGUCAAAACAUUGGUGAUACCAGUUACCAGAUGGAGAAAUAAGAUAUAGAUCAUUUUUAGAUUUCAUGUUAUA
Messenger RNA from Carica papaya (papaya), 2622 nucleotides. Its product is annotated as GTP cyclohydrolase I. Gene Ontology annotation, molecular function: zinc ion binding; GTP cyclohydrolase I activity; GTP binding. NCBI's taxonomy places the organism in Eukaryota, Viridiplantae, Streptophyta, Magnoliopsida, Brassicales, Caricaceae. Gene Ontology annotation, cellular component: cytoplasm. The record is from RefSeq and is a predicted model, not a curated record. Gene Ontology annotation, biological process: tetrahydrofolate biosynthetic process; tetrahydrobiopterin biosynthetic process.